AUGAGGUCUUCCUUCUGUUUUGACAACGUUGCCAUAGAAUUGUCCACACAUUUUGUGAUAUCAGUUGGUUGUUCAUUUCAUACACAUUUUGACGGAUUUUUCAAAACAGUCAAGUCAAGUCAAGAAUCUUCCAAGGAAUAUUCUCAGAUUAGGGGCCAAAGGGCAGAAAUAGGUACCUCUCUCUCCAUAAAGGCCCGAACAUCGAGAGCAUUUAGGGUCGGCGCUGUUUCCAUUAUUCUUUUGAAGGUAGGUAGUGUGCUUGAUUUGGUUCACCGGAUUCGUAUCUAUGGUCCCUCUUUUCGUGGGGUGAUCAGUCCUCAAGGUCCGAAGAUUGAUCCGUCUUUCUCUUUAUCCGUUGGAGAGACCGUUGUUUCUUCACUUAAAGACCAAAGAUAUAACGUGCUCGUAGGUUUCUCUCAGUUAUCGCGCCUCCUUCUGGUUCUCUGUGAUCUGCAAGGUUUUUCGGGGUCUGUAAGGGUUUCUGAUCGAUGGAGUGUUUUUGGUGGUCAGGUUCGUUCAGUUCCUUCCCUGCAGACCUCUAAAUGUGCAAAAUCCUUGUAGUUGCUGGACCGAAGAUAUUGUAGUUUCACAAACACAGAAUACAUU
Molecule: messenger RNA, 606 nt
Organism: Blastocystis hominis
Lineage: Eukaryota; Bigyra; Opalinata; Blastocystidae
Exons: 2
Coding region: 1-561 (186 amino acids)
Source: RefSeq, a predicted model, not a curated record